GUGUAACUUGGUCCUGACGCCAUGUCUGACCAAUAGAGCCGAAGGCCCCUCAUUAUUUCUCGUCUCGGCGACAUCUGUCUGCACCUCGUGUACGUGGCAACUUGCCUGCGUUGCAGUAGCUCGAAUGCAACGUUCUUGGCGAUAUAAAAAGGGGCGCGUAUCACCCCUACAAACUACUAGCUUCGUUUGAGCUUUCUGAUUCUACUGUUCCCAUAUCCUGAAAAGCCAGAGAGUUACCAUGAAGGCAUUUCUUGUCUGUGUCCUGCUCACCACCGUCGCCGCUGUGAGCUUUGCUCACCACGUCGAACUCUGCGAUAAACAAGACGAACAGCUGAAAAAUGAACUCCAAUGCAUUGGGCUCCGCAUCUCACGAGGGGCGAACCAAAGCUUUGACAAAGCCUUGAGGACUCUCAGCUGCCAGGACUGGAGCUGCGUCAUCCGGAAGCUCUGCGUCGGAAACAACCUGGAAUCCGCCAUGGCCAACCACUUCACGAAGCCUCAAAUCACGGAGAUCCACCGUGCUGCAACCAGCUGCGAUCCAGAGGCCGGGCACCACGACCACCACCACUGAAUGUAGCCCACUUUCAAAAAUAUUCAAGAAAUGAGCCUUCCAUGGGCUGAAUGUUCCUACAUUGUCCAGAGGUGUGCCAUCGAGGACUCCGGGCAACCUUUCCCCUUGUUGUAAUGAAAGUUUACAACUUUUUACCUUUGUCGUAUUCAGGACAAAUAAAAACACCUUGGCUUGA
Dermacentor silvarum is the source of this 746-nucleotide messenger RNA. RefSeq names its product antimicrobial peptide microplusin-like. Lineage: Eukaryota; Metazoa; Arthropoda; Arachnida; Ixodida; Ixodidae. The record is from RefSeq and is a predicted model, not a curated record. Bases 239 to 571 code for a protein of 110 amino acids. The transcript is spliced from 5 exons.